AUGUCCGAACGGAAACAGAGAUCGGACUGCGCAGCCACAUGUUCUCGUGCAUGCAUACCGUCCUGUACUGAACGCACUGGCAACCAGCUGUUGUGCGCACAGAAAUGUGAUGGAACCUGCCAAGCCACUUGCCUAUUAGCUGCGAACCACGCCACCCAACAGCAGCAACAGGUGAUCAGCGUCAUGCCGUCAAAAGAAGAAACCUGUGAACAGAACUGCCAAAUUGUGUGUGUGGGUGCCUGUACUGCAAAAGCCUCGCUACCGUCCAUUUGUGACCAGACCUGCAGCAACGCAUGUCGUUUCGGCUGUCAGGACUCCACCAUCGGCACUGCUCUGGCGGCUACACAACCCAUUCGAAUUACCAUCGACGUCAACGAUGGUUAUUAUGCAAGCAACUGCGACCAAAAAUGUGGACAGACCUGCCAUUCACAGUGUGUUUCACAGGGAAACGCUGCAGCAGGCUGUGCCUCGUCCUGCGAUCAGCAAUGCGCAUCGUCGUGUGCCGCUCGUCCUCCUCAGGUAGAUGAAUUCGCACCGGCACCGAAUCCUUGCGUUCAACGCUGCUACACUGACUGUUUACCUGCUUGCGGUAUAAAUCAACCCCUUUGUUCCACCACCUGCGAUGUGGCCUGUCGUCUGCGUUGCCAGGAUGACUUCUCAUCAUCGAGAGAACUCAGCCAGGAUUCCGAAACCUCAAAUCCGAUUGAAUGUAUUCCACCGUGCAUGCCAGCCUGUCUACCCUCAUGCACUAACUCAGUAACACCUGCAUCAAUGGAGCCAACGCUCCUGCCACCAAUGAUAUAUCCACCUUCCACGAUUAUUUCCACUCCGUAUACUCCAACAUUCCAGGCUCCCACAACUGCCUCCGCCCCUGUGGCUACACCUGUGCCAAUUAAUAUUAAACUCGUUGUGUGCCCAGUGAACUGUCAACCGGCCUGCGAAACCUCUUGUAUUCAGGCUCAACAGCAACAACAACAACAACCGCAGCAGGUUACAUCAAAUGUGCAAUGUAUUCCUGUGUGUCAGCCGGAGUGUCUGGAGAGUUGUAUCGCUGCGCAGCGUCCUUCUAUGGUGAUUCAAUGUAUUCCUGUCUGCCAGCCACAAUGCUUGGAAUCUUGCAUCAGGACACAUACGAUAACGGUACCUAAAGAGUGCACGGCCGCUUGCCUUCCAGAUUGUGAACCCACUUGUAUACAGUCCGCACUUGCACCUCCUGCACCUAUUCCUUCCUCCUCUGCUCAGCCUUCGCUUAUGAACACGAUAUCGCUUCAGGUACCUAUGCAACCGGCACCAGCUUUAUCUUCAGUUCAAUGUAUCCCUGCUUGUAUGCCAUCUUGUGAACCGUCAUGUACAACACAAUCGACAACUGCAGCACCGCAGUGCAUAGCCGCCUGUCAACCAGCAUGCACGCCAAAAUGCAUCGAGCUGCAAGCCUUGGUUCAGAACACUCCCCAACCACAGCCGACUACAGCUGAACCACCAACUUGUAUGCCAGCCUGUCAACCAAAUUGUGAACCUUCCUGCGUUCGUAAUGCUAUUCUGUUCAUCGAAUCAGCUAUUCCUAAACAGCUACAAUGUGUUCAUGCUUGUAUGCCAUCGUGCACGAGCGAGUGCGUUCAGAGUUACGCUCAGCAAUUACCUUUGCCAUCAGCUUCGUUACCGACUCAAGUACCCACGCCAGCACCUGCUCAACCUGUAGAAUGUAUAGCCGCUUGUCAACCCGCUUGUGAGCCGUCCUGUGUUCAACAGCCGACUGUGGUAAUCACAGUAACUGAAAAUCAAAUUCAGUGCCUGGAAGCUUGUCGUCCGGAAUGUGAUCCGACAUGCAUAAUGCGUCAGAGUUCUACACAGAAAAGAUAUUUCCACAGCAUAUGUAGCGUUUCAGGGCAGGAUAAGAAGUCCCUCAAUAGGACCUGCCAAGAUGUGGGAGAGUUAAAGUAG
This is a messenger RNA of Haemonchus placei, 1941 nucleotides long. The record is from the annotation of a GenBank genome assembly. Lineage: Eukaryota; Metazoa; Nematoda; Chromadorea; Rhabditida; Trichostrongylidae.